Molecule: messenger RNA, 3607 nt
Organism: Cynoglossus semilaevis (tongue sole)
Lineage: Eukaryota; Metazoa; Chordata; Actinopteri; Pleuronectiformes; Cynoglossidae
Gene: unc13d
Product: unc-13 homolog D (C. elegans)
Exons: 34
Coding region: 95-3442 (1115 amino acids)
Biological process (GO): secretion
Cellular component (GO): exocytic vesicle
Source: RefSeq, a predicted model, not a curated record
UCACACACAGCUUCCCCAUCUUUCACACGCACACACACACACACACACACCAGACAUCAAAUCAUCAGUCAGGUUAUUAAACUUUAGCAUCAGUAUGUCGAGUAAAGGGGAGGAGAGGAGAGACAACAAACUCCUGCAAACACCUGAGCAGAAAGUCUCCUUUACAAGACACAGACAGCUUUCACCAGGCCAUGGUCGUAAACUGGGGUUGAGCAGGAAACCACGGGACAGGAGGGGCUUUAUGGAAGAUGAGAAUCCAGAAGAGAAAGCACGAAGACAUAAGGAGCAGGAGCUCAAGCCCCUGUAUAAGGAACUGCUGUACACCAUCGCCCACAAGAUGGGCAAACCGUCGUUCUCAGAAGACUUCACAGAUGACCAACUUCAGCAGUACGUCAAGGAGGCUUUCUGUAUGACAGAGGCAGAGCACAAGAGUCUGAAGGAAAAAGUUCAGAGCACAGAGCCCCCAGUGUACUGUCUGAUGGCCACAGUAAAGGAAGCAAAGGGGAUUCUGGGAAAAGAUGUCAGUGGUUUCAGUGACCCUUACUGCCUGCUGACCAUACUGGAGGAUGAACAGGAGAAUAAGACUCGACUGUCUAGAGACAAACCCUGUAAGGCAGUAGUGAAGGAUGCAACAUCAAGAGACAAAAUCUGCCAGACGGACAUCAAGAAGCAAACGCUGAACCCAAUCUGGAACGAAACCUUCACACUAGAGUUUGGAGACAUGGCUGGUGCCAGUUUUCACCUGGAGAUGUGGGAUAAGGAUGAAGAGGUGUCACUCACACAGAAACUAGAGGAAAUCAAAAGCAAUUUUAACAGCUUGAGAAGGAUGAUCAAGGAGGCCAAAAAGGAGAAAGGCACAGAUGACUUUUUGGGGAACAUCAUCCUGAAAUUACAGGAUCUCCACUGUUCAGAAGAUAACUGGUACAACCUGGAGCCCAGAACAGAAACAUAUCCUGAUCGAGGCCAGUGUCACCUGAACCUUAAAUUCACCCAUAAAGAUAGAGAUGGGGUGCUCAGCUCUGGUCGCAGCGCCUACAUCAACUACUGUGGGAUCCUGCAGCAGUUUGUCCAAGCUUACAUCUCCAAGCAGCAGGGCUCUGGGCCGUGGAAGGGAGCGUUGUGUGGCGAGGCCCAGUCUCUGCUUGAACUUUAUGCCACACAGAAUGACCUCUCACCUUUUCUGCAGGACCUGGCGAAAUGGGUAGCUUACAGUAAACUGUAUCAGAAGCUGGAGGUGGACUCUUCUGUGCUGUUCCAGCAGCUCACCAGCAUCGAGUACCACUGGCAUCAGCAGCAGCUGCCUCAGCAGCAGAAACAGGAACUUGGAGACUCUCUUCAUGGUUUCCUGCAGUACGGCCUGUUUCUUGUGACCAAGUAUAGAGACAUCUAUCCUCCAGUUACCACUGCUACUCCCAAACUACACACACUGCUCAGGAUCCUGGUCCAGAUCUGUAAGACUCAAGCGUUUCAGAAACUAAACCCAGCUCAGUUCGAGUUGCAGGAGGAGAUCAGUGACGCCAUACAGACAGGUACACAGAACUGGUUUGCUGUUAAAAAGGGUUUGCAUCAACCAAUGACUCAGGACCUGUCCGAGACUGUGGACGCCCUCUCCAGGUUGAUUGGGGAGGUGCAGCAAGACAUUAUUCACAACAAGGACGUCUGGAACAGAGUAUUCGUAAGUGCUGUCCAGGUGGACGUCUUCACUGUCGUCUAUCAGACUUUUGACUCCCUGUUGGCAAACGAAGUCAAGGAAAUCUUAUCAAAGAUGGAGGGUCAGAUGGAGCAGCCUCUGGCAAACAGUCUGUUCCCGGUGUACCAGAGUCUGCAGGCCAUCCUCAAGGAGAAGGCCUUUUUACAGAGAAGGGGAUUCCUAAAACUGACAAACUAUCACGAGGGCUUCAGGGAGGCUUUGCCAUACUGGCUGAACAAGGUUUUCAGCACAACUCAAGACCGCGUGGAGCGGGCUGUACAGGUGGACCAGCUCCAGCCUCUGCAGUGCGGCUCCAUUACAAUCAAACACAGUUCCUCUGCCGUCGACCUGUUGGCGUGUAUCCAGCCCAUCUGCAGGCUGUGGGAGCAGCUGUCAUGGCCAGACCCUGAGGAAGCCUUCAUGCUCAUGGUUAAACUCACUGAGGAUGUGUGUAAGAUAGUGGUGAACUACUGUCACACCCUGAAGGAGAGGGUGAGGGUGCUGUCAGAGAACUCUGACCCUGGCAGUGCCAUCAACAUGUUGUGUGUGGUAGUGAACGACCUGGAGCACCUCAGAUCAGUCCUGACCAAACUCCCCACACAGCUGAACUGGGCUGGGCUCCGUGAUCGGACUCAGAACGUCAUCGGCGAAAGCCAGUUUAACAACACUCUGCCUUCGCAGCUUGAGCAAACCCAGAGCAUCCUCAGGCGAGAGAUCCACUCUGCACUGGACACUCUCGGGAAAAAGCUGAACACAGACAUUGAGAAUUACGUUAGAAGCAUGUCAACACGACGAAGGAUUCCGUCCAAGUCCACGGAGGACGCUGCAGCUCCGCUGAUGCAAUACCUGGAGCAAGAAUUAAAAUACAUGAAUGAAAACCUGGUUCAGGAGAACUUUAAUAGCCUCCUGACUCCCUUGUGGAACAACUCGGUGAAGAUCUUCCAGCAAGUGACCAAGCAGGAUUCACAUCAGGAAGGAUUCAUGGUGUUCUGCCAGAGGCUGCUGUACACACUGCAGUGUCUAGAGCAGUGUUUCCAUGCAGAGGGGAGUGGGCUUCCACUGACCUCCCUUCACUCUGAAGAGUAUAAGACUCUCAAAGCCCACCUGACCCACCACUCACUGAGCAGCCAGGAGCUCAUUCAGAAGUUCUACGACAGAAAAAUAAAGGAGCAGAAUGUGUUCAGCGGAGAGAAAUAUGGUGCAGUCACUCUCCUCACAUCCUACAGGAGGUCGGACCAAAGACUUCGGGUUGAGGUUCUGAACGCAGUGAACCUCUUACCCAUGGACUAUAACGGUUUCAGUGACCCCUUCGUGCAGCUGUGUCUGGAGCCUCAGCACAUCUUUCCUGAAGUAGAAACUCGCAGCACUCAGAUCAAACCAUGUGAUCUUAAUCCCCUCUUUGACGAAGCCUUUGAAUUUCUGGUGUCUCUGGAUCAGUGUCAGACCCCGGGGGCUUGUCUGGUGGUAACGGUUCUAGACCACGACAUCUUGAGGUCAGAUGACUUUCAAGGAGAAGCCUUCUUGAGUCUCAAGGCGAUACCAGGAGUUGGUGGAGCAAAGGAAGAUGAUGGACUCACAGUGACACCAGACAAGCCUCCUGCCCAGAUACGGCUUCCUCUGAUGCAUCCAAAGCCUAAUGAGGACAGUAUUCUGAGUCUCCUGGACUCCAGGAAAGGAGAGCGAGAAGCCCAGGCCUUCGUGAAGAAGCGAAGACAGAGAGAAAAGCAGUCGCUGGAAAGUUUGAAGCAGUGACAGACACAGAGAGACAAAGUCCUUAAUCCAAAAAUAUACAAUUUGUUUUAAUGAUCUGUACCAAAAACAAAGACGCAAACAAGAAAGUCCACUUAGAAGGAAACACUGUGUAAGAUGAGUUGUUUGUGUGUGUGUAUGUGUGUGUGUGUGUGUGUGUGUUUGUGU